Molecule: messenger RNA, 2028 nt
Organism: Hemisphaericaspora subhashii
Lineage: Eukaryota; Fungi; Ascomycota; Pichiomycetes; Serinales; Debaryomycetaceae
Product: glycogenin glucosyltransferase
Exons: 1
Coding region: 1-2028 (675 amino acids)
Cellular component (GO): cytoplasm
Molecular function (GO): glycosyltransferase activity
Source: RefSeq, a predicted model, not a curated record
AUGACUAAGGCGGUGUUUACACUUUUAUAUAAUCCAAGUUAUCUUGCUGGUGCAUUGGUAUUAGGUUCAAUUAUUAAGAAAUUGAUUACUAAACAUCAACAACAAGAUGAAAUUAAAUUAGGAAUAUUAAUUGACAAGAAAAAUUUCACUAACCAUCAAUUAAGUUUAUUAUCCAGAUAUUAUAAUGAUUUAAUUGAUGUUGAUCCAUUGGAAUCAACAAUUGUUGAUAAAUUACAUUAUGAUUUAAAAAGACCAGAAUUAGCCAAGACUUUCACUAAAGUUAAAUUAUGGUCAUUACUUAAAUAUGAACAAAUUUUAUAUUUAGAUUCUGAUACUUUACCAAUUAUACCAACUGGUUCUCAAGGUGAUGUAUUAGAUUUAUUAAAAUUAAAUUUCCCAAAAUUUAAAAUUUUAGCUGCUCCUGAUUCUGGUUUCCCGGAUAUUUUUAAUUCUGGUGUAUUUGUUUUAAAACCAAAUUUGAAUGAUUAUACAAAUUUAGAAUCUUUAGUUCAAGAAUCUGCAAUUAAUCCAAAUGUUUCAUUUGAUGGUGCUGAUCAAGGUUUAUUAAAUCAAUAUUUUAAUACUCAACCAGAUUGGGUCCAAUCUUUAUUGAAAAAAGGUGAAUCUGAAGUUGAAGAAUCAAAUUAUAUUACUGAUUCUAAUUGGGUUAAAAUUCCAUUUUUGUAUAAUGUUACUCCAACAGCUCAAUAUGAAUAUUUACCUGCUUAUAAACAUUUCCAAACUUCUCCAGAAUUUCCUGCUGAAGUUCCAACUAAAGCCCGUUUAGAAGAAGGUGAUCAAGAUCAAGAUAAACAUGAUGAAGAUGUUUUAAAAACUACCGUGGACACUUUAAAUCGUUAUCAUUCUACUGCUGUUAGUUAUAUCAAUUAUUCCACGACUCAAGUUAAAUUGGUUCAUUUCAUUGGUCCAAUGAAACCUUGGAGAUCUGCUACUUCAAUUGGUGGUAUUCAUAAAGAUUGGUGGAAUGUUUGGAUUGAACAAUUUGGUGAAAAAUCAAUUCAAGAAAUUGUUAGUCCUCCAUUCAGUCAACAAAUUCAUGAAUUACCAGAACAACAACAAGAACAGCCACAUGUUGAAGAACAUCAUGUACCAUUUGCAGAACAAGAACCUGAAGGUUAUGUCGCUCCACCACAAGAUCAUUCCCAACCCGGAUCGUUAUUAGAUCCAGCUAACUAUCAUCAAUUUGAAAGUCAUAUUCAACCAAGUGUAGAUGCUAUGUGGGAUCCAACUAAAGAAGCUCCACCAGUGCAUGAUCAUUAUCAACAUGAUGAAGAGAGAGGUAGACAAUUUGAAGAAGGUAUGAGAUCGUUUACUAAUGUUUGGGAUCAAGCUUAUGAAGAACCACAAUAUUUCCACCAUCAUGAAGAACAACCCCAUCAUUACGAAGAACCACAACAUCAUCACCAUGAGGAACAUCACCAUCACGAAGAACAUCAUCACCAUCACGAAGAACAUCAUCACCAUCACGAAGAACCACAACAUCAUCAUGAAGAAUAUCACCACCAUGAAGAACCACAACAUCACCACGAAGAACAUCACCACCAUGAAGAGCACCACCACCAUGAAGAACCACAACACCAUCAUGAAGAAUAUCACCACCAUGAAGAAUAUAUCCCAGAACCAGCUGAUCCAUUACAAACCUAUGGACAUCAUUACGUAGCCCCAGAAAGAGUGUUUGACACCAAAUUCGACUAUUUCCCCACCCAUGUCUUACAACAAUUAGAUAAAGCCACAUUCGAUGAAACUGAAGCAACAACUCCUUCACGUGAUUCUUCAAGUGGAUUACCUACAAGUUUGAAUUUCAAUAGUGUUAAUCAACAAUUGGAAAGAGAGGGUGCUAUAGAUACGAGUGAUUUCGAGGAUGUUUAUGAUGAAGCUCAAGAAGGAUUUGAUGAAGAUCGACCUGGUGAAGAGGAGGAAGAGGAAGAGGAGGAUUUUGAGAAUAUUCCUAAGCUUUUCCCAUGGGAAUUUAGACCUUCUGUUAGGGCUGAAAGAGUCUUUGAUUAG